Owenia fusiformis is the source of this 1087-nucleotide messenger RNA. The record is from the annotation of a GenBank genome assembly. NCBI's taxonomy places the organism in Eukaryota, Metazoa, Annelida, Polychaeta, Sabellida, Oweniidae.
CCGGUUUGAGUAGCAGCUUUACGUAAAAAUUUCUCUCCACUUUAUUUUGUAAUUUGCAAGAGAUGAACAGGAAUAUGACAACGGUUUCCCUAGUUGAGAGCAACAGUGCACCAAAUGGCCACCAACUGGUUAACUCUUACCAGACCAACAGGAACAGUGACCCUAUGGACCUGGUGCAGCUUGCCCAAGUUGUAGAAAAGGGUGAUCAGUUCGUCAGGGCAACAGCAGGCAGUAAGCUCACAGUGAUAGCUGAUCAGAUCAGAUACUUACAAGAACAAGCCAAAAAGGUUUUGAUUGAUGCUAAGAGAGACCAGGACCUGCAUCAUGCUGCGUGUAACCUUGUUAGGAAACCCGGCACUGUCUACCACCUUUACGAGAGAGACUCUGGACAGGUCUACUUCUCAAUCCUCUCACCAGCGGAAUGGGGCCCAGCAUGUCCACAUGAGUUUUUAGGCUCAUUUAAGCUUGAACAUGAUAUGUCUUGGACUGAGUACAAAGAUAUUGAGAAACGUGGACAGGACUUUGCCAUGAUAGACAAAAUUCUAAAUACUCAGUUAGCCCUGACAGAGUCUUCGCAGCCAAACUUUGAUGGACUCAUAAAGAGCAACAGUAACCCAGAUAUCAAGGAACUGCCGCAUGAAAGUGUAACCAAACACGUGCUGUAGAUAUGUUGUGUAAGGUGUUAUCAAUUUAUCUGAGUUUUAGUCAACAUUGGGAUUAAAGGAGUACCUGUUAUGAUCUUCACUGCUUAUCAGACAUGUAAGAAGUUGAUACUAUGGAAUUGACUGAAGCCACCCUAGACUUUGGACAGGGUAAUUAAUAGGCAUGUUCAAAGACCUUGACCAUAAAAUUACAACAGAAUUACAAAUCACUGUUUUGACAUAGAUCUCUUUGUACUUUGAUUAUCCUAUGUUAUGUCAAACAUUGGAUUUGUUUACUUGGGGCUAAGGUUGAUAAUACUGAGCUAAUCAGGUCAAGGGUUAAUCAGGUCAAAGGUCAUUCCUUGCAUCCUUUGUGAUGCACAUGGUUAUAGAUGAGAAGCAAACAAUAAGAAUAAAAGAAUUUAGAGCAUUCUCAUGAUUUUUUU